AUGCCUUCGCGCUCCCGCCCAGGUCCUCCCGAGGUGGAAGAAGACUCGGGGCUUUGCAGCUUGUCCUUCAACCAACCGCUCUCGUGGCGCGUGGGGCGCUCCGCCAUCCCCAUCGCGGAUCUCCUCGAACGUCUCCAAACUCUCGCGCAGGAACUUCGCAAACUCGACCAGGAGGAAAUCGAUAAGGAAUCGCUCCGGAAGGUCUCUCAGGAACUCGCCAGUGGGAACCUGCUUGCCCAUAAGGAUAAGGGUGUCCGAGCGUGGGCUACAUGCUGCAUUGUGGACGUCUUGCGACUGUGUGCACCGGACGCGCCUUUUACGCGCAAUCAGCUAAAGGAUAUUUUCACAUGCAUCGUGUCCUCAAUCAUCCCCGCGCUGGCCGAUCCAUCCAACGCAUACAAUGCACAGCAUAUCUACGUCCUGGGAUCCCUCGCCGAGGUGAAGAGUGUGGUUUUGAUGGUCGACCUUGAUCACCCCGAUUCUCUCAUCAUCCCAUUGUUCACAAACUGUUUCGACAUCAUUUCGGGGUCUUCCAAAGCAUCCACCGGCGAGGAGGUUGCUAAGAAUGUCGAGUUCGACAUGACUCGAGUACUCGUCACCGUGAUCGAUGAAUCGCUCGUUCUGGCGCCCGAGGUGGUGGACAUCAUCGUCGCCCAAUUUCUCCGAGUCGAUCCGCGAGUGAUCGACAUAAACAAGAAAGGCAAGCGACCAGAUGCGCCGCUCGACGCUAAGCAGGACACACUUCUUUUGAAAGACUACCCGGCUGCCUACAACAUGGCCAAGACUAUCUGCCAGGCAUGUCCGGAACGAAUGACUAGUCACAUCAGCCAGUACUUCAACAAUGUCAUCAUCGAUGCGUCUGUGCCGGCCGGCCAAACGAAUGGGAAGCAUAACCGGAAACCCAAUCUCGAUGACUCCGAUGAGGAGGGUGAAGAUAUCAAAGAGUUGAGCAAGGCGCAUCGUUUGAUCCGAGAGCUUUGGCGUGCUUGUCCAGAGGUCCUACAGAACGUCGUUCCGCAGAUCGAAGCAGAAUUGUCUGCAGAAUCAGUCGCAUUGCGCUUGCUGGCUACCCAGACUAUCGGAGAUCUUGCAGCCGGGAUCGGUGUUGCUGGCCCCCCACCCCCUCCUCCCAUGGACCCAACGACAUACCCACCAGUGUCGCUAGUGGACUACGACAAGACGAUUCCCCAGCCAAAUGUUUUGUUGACUCCGGUGUCCCCCAAACCUUUCUCCCAAGUGCACAAUUCCGCCUAUGAGGCUUUCCUCAGCCGUCGUCUUGACAAGACUCCAUCAGUCCGUGCUGCUUGGGUCACCGUUGUUGGACGAAUCCUUCUAACUUCAGCCGGAGGCUCAGGCCUACACGAGAACGAAGAACACAGUCUUGUCCGACACCUGGCCUCGAUGCUCCGCGACGUUGAUGAGAAGGUCCGUGUGGCUGCAGUGGAUACUGUUGGGCAGUUUGGGUUGUCUCAAAUUAUCCACAAGCUAUGUUUAGACGGUGGAUGUUCAUCACCCGACUCCGUCCUUGGUAUUCUUGCCGAGCGAGUGAAGGAUCGCAAGCCUCAAGUACGUGAACAUGCCAUGAAGAUCUUAGCUCGUGUGUGGGCAGUCGCCGCCGGUGACAUCGAGCAAAAUACCGAGCCCGUUGUGUCCCUUCUCAAAGACGCGCCUUCUAAAAUAUUCGAUGCUUUCUACACCAAUGACCAAGAGAUCCAUGUUCUUAUUGAUCGUGUUCUGUUUGAGACACUUCUGCCGCUCUCUUAUCCCCCCAUCAAGCCAAAGCUUUCUCGGGGCGGCUCGAGUCAAUCACAAAAGCAGAAGGAGAGCCAAGUGUCUGAGCCGGAGCAAGAGACGGAUGUCGAGAAGAUCCGUGUCCGCCGGAUUCUCACCUUACUCCGAGGGCUGGAUGAAAAGGCUAGACGAGUCUUCUUCGUUAUGCUGGCUCGUCAACUGUCAAUGAGGUCGGCCGUGACGCUCUAUCUGGAGGCUUGUGAAAAGUACAAUGGUGGCGUUGUUGACAAAGACGAGGAACAGGUCAAGACGAAACUGUCCAAGAUCAUUGACUCACUAUCAAAAACAUUCCCAGAUGCCGCGCGCGCAUCGGCAGAUCUGUGGAAGUUCGCCAAGGUGCACGAUCGACGAAGCUAUCAGCUAGUUCGCUUCACCAUGGCUGCUGUCAGUGAUUACCGCACCGUUGUUAAGGCCACGAAGGAACUUCAGCGACGUAUUCAGACUGCAAACAACUCUCCCCUUCUGGAGACAUUGACACCACUUGUCUACCGCUGUGGUUCUUUGAUCUUCAACCGGAGCCACAUUCCCGCGAUUAUGAGCCUGUCUCGCACAGAUGAGAACGGGUUGGCUAAUGCUGCUCAGGAGAUGUUGAAGCAAAUAUCAUCUCAGAACCCGGAGGUCCUGGAGGCACAGGUUCAAGAGAUGUGCAAAGAUCUCGAGGCUCAAGCCCCCAAGGCCUCUUCGACCGAAGACACCGGUGCUGAAGACAUUUUGAAGGCGUGUGCUGGUUUUGCUAAGAAGCUCCCUGCUAAGCUCCCCAAAGAGCGCAAGUUCUACCAGGCUCUAUCCAAUUACGCCCUUUACAGCUCAUCGCCACAUGCUGCUAAACAUGCUGUGUCGAUUCUCAUGGCCACAGCUGAGCGGAAAGAGAUGUAUGCAAAAGAUCUAGUGCGCAGCUGCGUUAAGGACUGGAAAUUCGGGUCUAAUCGGUUCCUCACUCGCCUGGCUUCAUUGUCCCAAUUAAACCUUCUCGCGCCGAGACAAGCAGAUGACGAAAGCGAUGCUAUCAUUUCGAUUGCCAUCAAUGAAAUCCUGCUCACCAAUCGCAACCCCGAACCAGACUCUGAAUACACUUGGUCGGAGACCGUGGACGACGAGACAAAGGCCAAAGAAUGGGCAUUGAAAAUCAUAGUUAACCGCCUUCGGGCUAAGGACGGAGCCGAUGACGAGGCUGACUUCCGUGCCCAUGCACAGCCCGUUUAUGAAACAUUGAACAAACUAGUGGUUGGGGAAGGCGAGAUCUCCAAGAAGAAAGAUACUCCUGCCAGCCAGAAGCCGCGCCUUCGUCUCCUCGCUGCUAAGUCCUUGCUUAAGCUCUGUGCUUCCAGCACUGUCUGUGACGGUCUGUUGACGCCAGCUGAUUUCAACAAAAUCGCUUUGGUUGCCCAAGAUCCAAUUCUGCAGGUGCGGAGUGGAUUCGUCAACCAUCUGAAGAAGAAGCUUGUGCAAAGGUCACAUCUCAGCCACCGAUGGUACAUCGUACCUUGUCUACUUGCCUUCGAGCCUGUUCACAGCCUGAAGGAGAGCACACUCACAUGGCUACGGUCCCGAGCGGCAUAUUUCGCCCAACAGGCGCAGGCCAGUGGAAAACGCACAGAACAGACCAUGGUCAUGGAGCUGAUCUUCUCACGUCUUCUAUCUUUGCUUGCUUACCACCCUGAUUACCCGUCCGAGGAUUUGGACGAGGCAACAAAACUGGGCGACCUGACCGAUUUCUCCCAAUACAUACUUUUCUACCUUUCCGCAAUUGCCAAUGAACACAACAUGUCAUUGAUCUACCAUGUCGCACAGCGCGUCAAGCAAUUCCGCGACGGCAUCACCAAAACCGACGAGAUCUCCACCCGCCUCCACACUCUGUCUGACCUGGCGCAAGCAACCAUUCGCCGUUUCGCAGACAUCUACUCUCAACAACACAAGUUCGGCGGUGCAGCUGGUGCAACCAACAUCUUGCAAACCUACCCAGGAAAGAUGGGCGUUCCCAGCUCCCUCUUCAACUCCAUGAGCAGCCACCGCGAAGCUCAAGACGUCGCCGACAAAAACUUCCUCCCCGAUGAACUGGAUGACCUGCUGGACCGCGUCGUCCGAAACGCAAUGAAGCCAAGGAGUAGCUCCACACACGCUUCGCAGAGCGGGUCAAGCAAGAAGCGAAAGCCCUCCCUCGAGACUAACGGCAAACCCGCCGCAGCGAAGAAGCCACGCAAGGAGAAGUCUUCCCGUCCAGCCCGCAAGUCCACAUCCGUCGGCGCUGUCAAGCCAAAGCGUAAAUCCACGAACGAUGACGGCUGGUCUUCGGAUGGAGGUGCUGGAGAAGCGGAAGCCACGCCGGCGUCAUCUCGCAGGCGCAGUGUCCGAGGCACCGCCAAGCAGGAAGUCAGCUAUAUAGACAAUGACAGUGAUGAUGCUGACAUGGAGAUGGCCGAGUGGGAGCAAACUGAAGCACAAGGCGAUGUCGCAGAUGUGGAGGAAGAGAACGAGAACGAAGAAGAACAGGAAGAGGGUGAUGAUGAUGAGCAGGAUGGAGAGUCAAAUCAAAGCGAAAAGGAGCUCACGCCGCCUCCUGCUAAGAAGCGCAAUUUCCAGGUUGCCAUUCCAAAGACUACCCCAAAGGCCGAGACGAAGAAGCCCGAGGCCAAGAAGCCAGCGACAACCAGCCUCCCUUCCCGACGCUCCUCCCGCCGUGGAUAG
Messenger RNA from Penicillium bovifimosum, 4476 nucleotides. Its product is annotated as sister chromatid cohesion factor PDS5. Lineage: Eukaryota; Fungi; Ascomycota; Eurotiomycetes; Eurotiales; Aspergillaceae. Gene Ontology annotation, biological process: DNA repair; mitotic sister chromatid cohesion. The transcript is spliced from 2 exons. The record is from RefSeq and is a predicted model, not a curated record. Bases 1 to 4476 code for a protein of 1491 amino acids. Gene Ontology annotation, cellular component: chromatin; nucleus.